GCGGCGGCGGCGGCUCCGCUCCGGUGCGGUCCGCGAUGCUGCCGGCGCUGGCGGACGGUGACGAGCGGGAGCUGGAGAGCAGCGAGGAGGGCGGCGGCGCGGGCGAGGAGCGGCGGCCGGAGCGGCACGGCAGCACCUACCACGGCCUCUACGGCUACCGGAGCCGCCGGUCCUCGCAGCGGGGAGCUGACAGCAAGGAUGGAAGCCCGGCCGCAGAGACACCCUCCAGCGAGGACUUCAGCCUCUCUUUGCUGGACACUAACUUACCAGCCGAAGCAGAGACUGAAUUGCGUGGUUUUAUUGCUAAACGUCUUACUAAAGGAGCCCUUUUUGAAGGCAUGGGGAACGUAGUAUCUGUGGAGCUGAGCAUACCAGAAUAUAAAGUUGGUUGCUACUACUGUCUUAUCCGACAAGAAAAUCUAGAAACGGCAGCGCUGGAAUUGGACAUCACAGCUCCACAAUACGUGAUUUGUUUCUUAGGUGGCUCGGAGAAAGGUCUAGAACUUUUCAGACUUGAACUGGACAAAUAUGUUCAAAGUCUAAAGAUAAACCUUAAUCCAGAGCAAAAAACCUUGGAGACCUAUGUUAACCCCUACUUGCGAAGCUGGUUUGAGAAUUCUGUAUGCCCUAUUCAGAGAGUAGUACAGCUCUUCCAAGAGAAACUUGCCUUCUUGUUACAUGCUGCUUUGAGUUACACUCCUGUGGAAGUAAAAAACUCAGAUGAAAGAACAGAGAAAGACAUUAGCAGGUUUCUUGCAGCUGCCAGCCUCCAAGGACUUGUUCAGGAAGGCACAAUGACCUCCUUGUGUAUAGCUAUGACUGAGGAGCAGCACAAGUCAAUGAUUAUAGACUGUAGCGGAGCUCACCCUCAGUUCCAUAAUGCAGGGAGCAACAGAUUCUGUGAGGACUGGAUGCAUGCUUUCGUAAAUGGUGCUGAAGGUGGAAAUCCAUUUCUCUUCCGGCAAAUUUUGGAAAACUUUAAAUUGAAGGCUAUACAAGACAUUAACAACUUGAAGAGGUUUAUCCGGCAGGCCGAAAUGAACCACUACGCCUUGUUCAAAUGUUACAUUUUCCUAAAGAACUGCGGCAGUGGAGACAUACUUCUGAAGAUUGUUAAAGUAGAACAUGCGGAAAUGCCAGAAGCCAAAAACGUAGUGGCUGUCCUUGAGGAAUUCAUGAGAGAAACAGCAGUAGCUUAAACCAGUCUUAAUUAUCCUGCACUUAUUUAAGGGUAUUGUAUAAAUAAUUAAUUUCUUCUACGCAGCUUUGUUUCACUAUGGCAGAAAUUUUAAGUUAUAUUUAAAAUUAUUACCCAGAUCAACCCUAAAUUUGUAGUUCUGUCUACUUUCCCCCUUUUUAAAGAAAGCAGCAUGAGCUUUGUUUUAAUGUGUAAAUACCAGUUGUAAACUCAUGCAUAGUUUUCAGUGCUCACCAGAUUUUCCAAGUGACUAUUCUUCCUUUUUUGCGGAAAUCAUGCCAUUUGUUUUUUGCUAUCAUUGCAUGAAAAAACCUGGCAAGCAUUUUUCAGUGUUUUAGAUAUUUAAAGCAUCUUUAAGGUUAUCAUUGUUUAAUCAUUAAGAUCUGAUUACUUUAAUGCAUAAAGAAGCACAAACAUUUGGAUAAAUCAUAGAAAACAAUCAUUUUUGUUCAUAUGAGAGAACAUAGGUAAUAAGUUUGUAACUAGUUUGCACAUUCUACUUUUCAGCAAAGUUUGUUUUCUGCUCCUAGAUAAGCAACUUGUUAAUUGGUACAAAACAGAAUUGCCUUAAGACUGAAGAGUUUUAUGAAUAAACUUUUAUGUGCUUGCAUGUAUGUAUGUAGUACAUACACUAGUCAGACUUAUUAAAUUCCCAGGGUAGAUGACUAAUUCUGUUUCAUUAGUUUGCUUUUUUAUGAUCAAGACUUUCUUUGUACAGCUGGGAAGUUGUAGUAUUUUACAUUCAUUUUGCAUAACUGUAAAUAACAGUGUGUUUUUUAGCAGCAGAGAACUAAAGCUGAAGACUUUAGAGCUGCAGUAUUAACCUGAGUCCUUAAAUCAAUAUACACUUCUUCAUAAAUUAAAUUGAACUAAGUUCCAAAAUUAAUUAUUUAAAUUUGAAAACAUUUCAUUGUAUUUCAGCAGUGAAUUCUUAUCCACAUUGUACAAAAUUCAUUUUCUAAAACAAAGGAUAUUUAGACAGCAGAAUAUUUAAGAACAUCUUUGGCUACAGACGGAACCCAAACUGAGAAAGCCUUUUUGGGACCACAUAAAUGAGGAUUAUUUCUGCAAAUGUGAUGUAAGAAAACACCCUAUUCAUUUCCUUUGCAGCAGAGGAUUUUGAAUGCCUAACCUGGCAUUUGAACAACUCCCAUUCAAGGCCUAAAACACUAACUAUAACAGUCUCACUAAUGCAUUAAAUUUGACUGUUUAUUCUGCAACUGCUGUAUAUUGUGAAGAUAAAAGCUAAGUGCUUUCCUGUAAUACAGCUGUGUUGAACUUACAAUAUAGUUUACAAUAAAACAUGUUUAAAUCCUUAA
Molecule: messenger RNA, 2517 nt
Organism: Rhea pennata
Lineage: Eukaryota; Metazoa; Chordata; Aves; Rheiformes; Rheidae
Gene: C19H17orf75
Product: chromosome 19 C17orf75 homolog
Exons: 10
Coding region: 36-1199 (387 amino acids)
Cellular component (GO): trans-Golgi network
Source: RefSeq, a predicted model, not a curated record